AUGCUCAGGAAAGAAUUAUAAUUAUUUAUAUCUGUAGGUGGAAUAUAUUUCUGCUAUUUUAACGUAGGACUUAUUGAAGAACACUUGUAAUUUAUAAUUUAAUUAUCAAGAUUUAAGAGUAAUUUUGGUUCAUUAGAUAGUAAUCCAUCUCCUAAAUUUGAGUUUUCAUCAAUUUUAAUAUUUCUAUAAAUGCUAUUAUAAAAUUUAUUAUGUAUGGCAAUGAUUUUUAGAAAUAAAAUAAAGUUUGUAUGUACAAUAAAAGAAGGAGCAUAUUUAGGAUUGAUAAAUUUUACAUCAAUGAUAGGAACAUUAACAGCCUUAUAAUAUGUGAGUUUUCCAUUUUAAGCUUUGGUGAAAAGUUGCACGUAAGUAUUUAUGAAAAAUUUAUUGAAUCCUCUCUGUGUUAGUAGUUGGAUUAUUAUUUGGAAAUCAAACACUUACAAAAUAACAAACACUAUGUGGUUUAAUAAUUUCAGUAGGAAUCUAUGCCUUUAAUAUGAGUGA
Molecule: messenger RNA, 504 nt
Organism: Paramecium sonneborni
Lineage: Eukaryota; Ciliophora; Oligohymenophorea; Peniculida; Parameciidae
Source: the annotation of a GenBank genome assembly